CACACCUCGGGCCAAAGGUGGCGCUAAACCACUGAGCCAUCUGGGCUGCCCUAACAUUUCAAUUCUAUUCAGAAAACAAACUUGCAUGUUUCUCAGCUUGGGAUUGUGAUUUUUUUUUUUUUUUAAUUAAAGAAGAGAAAGGUAGUAAAGAUAGAAAUGUUACAAAGAAAAACCUAUUCGAGGCAUUACUUAGUUCCAGGCCUUGGCAGCAACUCGGUUUUUCCUUCUGCACAGGAGACCUCACCACAACCAUGUUAUGCCAGAUCAUCCGUCAGGCCGAGAAGCAUCCGAGCUUGAUCCCCCUCUUCAUAUUUACUGGGGCAGGAGGCACUGGAGCAGCACUGUAUGUGUUGUGCUUGGCAUUGUUCAAUCCAGAUGUUAGUUGGGAUAGGAAGAAUAACCCAGAACCUUGGAACAAAUUGGGUCCCAAUGAUGAAUACAAGUUCUACUCAGUGAAUGUAGAUUACAGCAAACUGGAGAAAGAAGGCCCAGACUUCUAAAUGAAAUGUUCACCAUAAAGCUGCCUAGAAUAAAGGUCUUCCAGAAGCCAUCCGCACAAUUUUCCACUUACCCAGGAAAUAUUUCCCCUCUAAAUGCACGAAGUCAUGUUGAUGUAUUGUGUUGGGGUUUACACUGAAUAAUAAAUAUCUGAAACUUGAAAA
Molecule: messenger RNA, 662 nt
Organism: Nyctereutes procyonoides (raccoon dog)
Lineage: Eukaryota; Metazoa; Chordata; Mammalia; Carnivora; Canidae
Product: cytochrome c oxidase subunit NDUFA4-like
Exons: 1
Coding region: 252-500 (82 amino acids)
Source: RefSeq, a predicted model, not a curated record